This is a messenger RNA of Paramacrobiotus metropolitanus, 2694 nucleotides long. RefSeq names its product transcriptional coactivator YAP1-like. The transcript is spliced from 8 exons. Gene Ontology annotation, cellular component: cytoplasm; nucleus. Gene Ontology annotation, molecular function: protein binding; transcription coactivator activity. Gene Ontology annotation, biological process: hippo signaling; positive regulation of transcription by RNA polymerase II. The coding region runs from base 770 to 2239 and encodes 489 amino acids. Lineage: Eukaryota; Metazoa; Tardigrada; Eutardigrada; Parachela; Macrobiotidae. The record is from RefSeq and is a predicted model, not a curated record.
UCUCAUAAGUUAUAAGUACCGUACCACUGUGCGGAGUACGGACCUGUUGCUCACUGUUGGUUUAUAUCAAGCCUUUACGAAAAUUAAUCUGCUUGGUAGAGCAAGAAUACGGUUUCGUUGGUAAAAAUCAUAAAAUUGUUAUGAGCCUUCACCGAGCAAUUGUUAAUUGAGAAAUCCCAGUUCGCGCUUUUAAAAAAAGUGAAGGCUAGUAAACUUUUGGCGGGAUAACAGUCAUAACACCACUGCUGUAAUUUCGUAAUGGUUAUAGUUUAACAGCGGUUUGGAGUUCUUUCGCUAAUUUCCACCUGUUAAUCACGACUGGAACAAAAUGUAAUGGUUAUGGAUUUACGGUUAUCUGGUGUUCCGUUAUCAGCCAUGAUCUUUCAUGGAUGCUGAACUGUUAUUUGCUGAAGUUACCUCCCCAAUACCGUGAUCUGAAUUUUGUUUUGUUGUUGGGGAAGUCCGUCUUAUUAUGCACUGGAAAUUAUACCAAGCAAUCUGGCUGUAAAUAUUCUGUUAGCGAGCAGCAUGAAUCUUGUUUCCUGACCUCGGUGUUGACAUCGAAGCUGAAUUUACUUUCUCAGGCAUGCCAGCACUGAUACUCUCUGCUGGUUGUAUAUGACUGGAACUGGACUACGAAAGCUGCCGUAGUGGCGUAGUCGGUAAUCCCUGAUCGCAUGCGAGUUUGACUGCACUGGAGAGACGAGGACAAGUGAGAGGAAGAAAGCGAGACAGGCAGAACCAGAGGCUUGUCUAAUAUCGUUACAUCAUGGCGGAAGAAGGGAGUGGAUCACACAUUAUCACCCGCCACGAGGGUCCUAAUCAGGUUAUUCAUAUCCGCGAGGAUUCAAAUGGCAUAUUAGAUGAAUUAUUCAAAGCGGGAGUGCAGAAUCCCAAAAUUCAAAACACAGUGCCUUUACGUGCGCGAAAUCUGCCUGCUAGCUUUUUCAUUCAGCCCAAAACGGACAAACCACUCAAUCCUCAGCCAUGUGUGCAUAUGCGAUCUCACUCAUCCCCGGCAUCUAUUACACAGACUUUAUCUCUUCCUCCGCAGUCUUCUAGUUCUUCCGUCAGCCAAGCACGCCCACCUCUUCCACAGGUUGCUACUCCGGUUAAUAAUCACUUCCGGCAGAAAAGUGUCCCCGUACCGCAUUCCCAGCCCCAGUACUUUCCCAGUAAUCUACCGGAUGGACGGAUCAUAUUUCAAAAUAAAUACACAUCGGAAGUGGUACCCGAUGGACCACGUAUUCGCGACCAGUUAUUUGGACCUCUUCCAGACGGCUGGGCGGAGUUGAAAGACGACCAUGGCGAAACUUAUUUUGUUGAUCACACUACGAAAACGACAAGCUGGUUUGAUCCGCGUUUACCUGAGGAGGUUCAGAAGUCUUCUGUCUAUAAUCGACAGCAGCGAGGUCAAACCUUAUCGCAGCAAAAUGGUUUUGCGCAAAAUGGAAUGUUUUCUGGAGCGACUAAUGCGCGACCGAUCAGCAGCAACCAACCGGUGCACUCACCACAGCAUUCGUUUUCCCAAUCUGUGAAUGCUAAUGCGAUUCCGGGCCAUAAUCAGCGCAUGAAUUUUUUAUCCAGUUCAUUUACUAACAGUGCAUAUUCGCAACCGAGUGCCGGAGCAGCUGGCCUGAGCCUUUCCCAUCACGUUCAGCAACAAAGUCCGUCUCAGACGGCUGUAUUGCCACAGCAAGGACACACGCUUUACACCACGGAGCUGGAGAUGGAGCGUGAAAUGUUGAAAAUGCGUCGAAGAGAAAUUCAACAGCAGCAGUUACAUAAACAACAGCAGAUGAAUAUGCAUCUGCAGAUGGGUCAUCCUUUACAAUCUCCGACGGACGCCAGUAUGCGACGUACUCCCGGAGAUUACGAUAUCGGCUCUCCAAUGUCUCCAGUGGCUAGUAUGCGACAGACUGAUCCUUUCCUGGGCGGUUAUCACGGCCGCCAAGAAAGCGGUGAUUCAGGAUUCAGUGCCAGUACCCCCAGAACACCGGAAAACUAUCUUGCUCAGACCAUGGACGAAUUAUCGCUGUACAAUGAGGGAUGGGAUGUCAAUGCGAUGAAUGUUACCUCAGGCGGAGCAGCUACUGCCCCAGCUUUACCACCCCAACAGACUUCCGCCAUGGAUUGUGGUCCGGACGAAUUUACGGAUUAUAUUUUCAAUGAUCUGGAAAGUGUUUUGGGUCAUACCGACAACGCUAACUCAAGCUAUACAGAUAUAACCUGGGUGUAGAUUCCGGAAGGCCACUCAAAUGAUGAUUAAAACAGAAUUCCCCUUUGAAAUUCCGUGCACGCUCUACAAGACAAGAGAUUCGAAAUUUAAACGCUUUAGUCUAUUUAAUAAAUAAACUGUAUGAUUCCGGUUGAUAUCUUUUUCUCAUCGAUUAUGGGCCAUUCCAUGUGAAUAAAAGUUGUUUUGAUAUUUUGCUAUUUGUUUGCUUCGUUUGUUGCCCCUGCAGUUUUUCGAAUAUUGUUAAGAUAGCCUGUUGGCAGCUUUUUGCAGUUUUUUCUCUAAUGUUGAUUGCAGCUCUUCACUGACAUUUUACCAUGUCUUGUAGAAGUAUUUUUGUGUAUUUAAAAUAGCAGCUGGGUAUUUUUGUACGCAAUGUUCAAAGGUUUAAUUUUGGCGUUGAAGCAUCUUCGAACUAGCUUUGUUGCAUGUUAUCCGUUGUAAGAUGUAUUGUUUGA